UAUAUAUAAAUCGGUGAGCCAUCUCAUUCGAGAUGGCGAAUGCAACUGCAGCAGCAGCAACUGCAGCAGCAGAAGCAGCAGCAGCAGCAACAACAACAACAACAACAACAACAGUUACAUCAGUAGUAUCCGUUAAUAAAGAAAAACAGAUCGAACCGAUGAAAUUGAAAGAAGAAGAAAUAAUAUCAAGGAUACCAUGGAAAUCAAUGACAAUACGUCAAAAAUGGACACUUUUAACGAGCAACAUAACAGUCGAACCAAUGAUAGCAUGUUACGUGAUACCAAGUAUGUUGGCAUCAUUGGCAACGCAAAAUUUAAAUUUAGAAAAAGCUUGUCGAGUCAAUUUGGCAUAUUCCGAUGAGAUUUGUACGAAUUUGGCAAUAAGAAAUACGACAGGUUUGGAGAAUGAAGAAACAGCUGUGCAACAAUUGGUCGCCGGUAUGCAAACGUGGAAAACAGCAUUGCAAAGUGGUCUACCAAUAUUAUUGAUAUUGUUUAUGGGAGCGUGGAGCGAUAAAACUGGUUAUAGGAAACCGUGUAUGUUGUUACCAAUUGUUGGAGAAUUUUUGAGUAGUGUCAGUUUGAUAGCAUGCACUUAUUGGUUUUACGAAUUACCGAUGGAGGCUACCGGUGUUUUGGAAGCUUUAUGGCCUUCAUUGGCUGGUGGUUGGUUUACAAUGUUUAUGGGUGUAUUCAGUUAUAUCGCAGAUAUAACCUCGAUUGAAUCAAGGACAUUGAGAAUAGGUGCGGCUAAUGUUUUCUUUUCACUUGGCGUACCAAUAGGUAUGGCCCUAUCCGGUGUUUUGUAUAUGAAACUUGGUUUCUAUGGUGUAUUCAGUAUAUCUAUGAUUUGUUAUGUCAUGAGUUUCGUAUACGGAUUGGUCGUUAUAAAAGAACCACCAAGACCAAUUAAUAAACAAAUUGACAAAGAUAAAUUUAUUGAUAAGAAUAAUAAAGUAUCAUUCCUUGCCUCGGCCAAGGACUUUUUUUCAUUGAAACACAUAGAAGAAACUUUCAGCGUUGCAUUCAAAAAGGGUGCCAAUAAUAGACAGAAAAGGGUCAUCAUGCUUAUGAUCAUUGUUAUGGUCGUCAUUGGACCAUUGUAUGACACUUAUGGAGACCUAAAUAACUGA
Molecule: messenger RNA, 1133 nt
Organism: Polistes canadensis
Lineage: Eukaryota; Metazoa; Arthropoda; Insecta; Hymenoptera; Vespidae
Exons: 2
Coding region: 33-1133 (366 amino acids)
Biological process (GO): transmembrane transport
Cellular component (GO): membrane
Molecular function (GO): transmembrane transporter activity
Source: RefSeq, a predicted model, not a curated record